GUCCAGCGUCGUGCUCUAAGCUUUGGCACCCACUCGAAUUUCCUUAUUUGACGCCUCUCCUCAGGGUUUACGACCUCUUACGACCCCUGUGCAGUGUGCAUUGUCGAGUUCUUGGAUUAUUUCACCGGCGCUCGUGGAAUCGCCAUCUAAACUGAGGGAGCUAAGCUCCAAGUACCAUGCGGCGGACCAUGUCGACUGAGGGCAGGACGAUGUCAUCGACCGAGCCCUGGCAGUUUCUAGUCGUGCGGACGCAGAACCUCCACUUUUUGCGUCCCGAAAAGACAUGGCGGCCCAUCGUCACCCUCGAGGUCGACGAUACCCGCCGGUCCUCCUACGAGGUCGUUCUCGGCACCGACGGCCAGAACCCCAACCUCAAGCAGCCCAUGUUUCUCGAGGAGGUGCACCAUGGAAGUAGGCUCGAGAUUCGUGUCUGGCACAGAUCCCAGACUAAGGCCAAGCGGCGCAAGGCGCAUCUUGUUGGCUCAGCCAGCGCUCUGCUCGGCGAGGUGGUCAAGCGCCAAGGCGAUGACCGACAUGUCGAGAUCCGCCUCUCCUGCACCUCGGCCCAACGACGCAAGUCGGCUAUCCAGAAACAGCCCUCCGCGGCGUCGCUCCUCGUGCGCAUCGCACCGCCUCGCGCACUCUCGAGCGCGAGCGCGUUAACGUUUUCUGAUGAGGAUUACGACGACGGUGAUGACGGGAGCGUCAUCAGCUCACGAAAAUCACCUGGGUCGACACUUGUCAGUUUACCUGAGGGUGACGCGGAGGAUGCGGGCGACUCGACGCUCAACAAUGAGCCUCCUGCACAAAUCCUCAGACACCGACGCCGGCGGAAGACAUCCAAGCCAAAGCCCUACUGCCUUGACUCCGACGUAGCCGAGCCAUCCGAGAGCGAAUACGAAUUAGAAUCUGCGGAGGAUUCUGAUGACGGGUUUCCGCCAGAUCGUGUCAGCGACGAGGAGACAUUCGAUGACGACACAGCUUCGCUGCGUGUCCGCAUCCGCUCAGAAUCGGUCUCGGAUGUGUCUUUAGGCGUUGAUGAUGGCAGUAUGGGUAGCAAGGAACCGCCGCCAUUCUACGCACCAUCUACGUUGCCGGCCUGGCGCGCGGCGUCAGACGCGGUCUCCGUCGCGUCGACGGUGUCGUUCGCAUCGUCCGUGUUUGAUACUUUCACGUACUAUCGUGAACUCCGCGAGGCGCAGCUUGACUGCGAUUUCGAAAGCAUCCUGCUUAAGCUCAUGGGCGAGUGGUAUUACGUUGGCGCGUCGUUACUUGCGGUCGCAGGGCUUGAUACUGCUGUGUUUGGCUUCUCGCCAGACGCGAUUUUCGGAGUCGACACCUUUGCCAAGCGUGCCGUGACAGUAUCAAGCAUCGCGGCAGGUAUAGGAAUCGGGAUCGACGCGUGGUUCUUGUUCGCGUACAGCGGCGCCGACGUGCGCAAGUUCCAGAUCCUCGCCGUCGACCUGUACUCGUCCUUUUUCUUCUUCUCGCUCACGUCCCGCAUGCCGCUCGUCGCGCUCCUCGUCGCAGCCGUCACGCUCAUGCUCUUCCUGUUCGCAAUCGCAUGGUCCGCGUGGCCGACCGCCGUGCUCGCCAUGUCGUUCAUCUCCGGCACGCUCUUCAGCCUGCAGUUCAUCGUGUACGGGUGCCACCGCGCCGUGCUGGCCGCCGUGUGGUGUGUGCAGGGCAUCGGGCGGGGCGCGCGGUGGACGUGGAGGAGGGCGCUUGGCAGGAGGGGAGAGGACGCUGAGGACGCCGGUGCAGGCGAUCGCGGCCGUAGUGCAGCUGAGGCCGUUGCGGAGCUGCAUACGAGGAGUGUUGUAGGCGCCGGACAGCCGCAGAUCCAGGUGUCGUUCACGCCUGUGAUCCCGCGGGAGCCGGAGCCGUGUCGAUGAUGCCCUCGUCCUUUGGGUACGUCUGGGCGACGCUCGAGGAGCGUGUGCUGGAUCGUCUUGGAGGUGUCGUGUGCUCCUUCAUGCACCAGCUGAAUUUAGAGCUCGUCUUGAACGGCGAGCGAACGAGACCGAGGGACUCUUUGUCUAAUGAUGCGCCACAGGGUGUAUAUUUAAGGUAGAUACAUGGUUGUCCGUUCGCGACAGUAGGUGUGCGCGAGAUCGAGAGUCAUCUGCUCGGCACCGCUACACAGACAUUGUCUAGCAUUGAUGGAUUCCCGAUAAAAUGUGCAUUGUGGCGCCGCCCAGCU
Messenger RNA from Heterobasidion irregulare TC 32-1, 2203 nucleotides. RefSeq lists its product as hypothetical. The transcript has 9 exons. The record is from RefSeq and is a predicted model, not a curated record. The coding region runs from base 177 to 1895 and encodes 572 amino acids. NCBI's taxonomy places the organism in Eukaryota, Fungi, Basidiomycota, Agaricomycetes, Russulales, Bondarzewiaceae.